AUGACGAACGGUCAAACGGCGUUAAAGACGGAUAGUAAUGCAACAAAGGGUGGCAAUACUAAAGCUGACGAUAAAGUUGGGGUAACGCAAGAAAAGGGUAACAGUCUGAAUGGAGCAGCCAAUGCGAACAUGAAAAGUGUUCAUGUUGAUGAUGAUGAGUUCAUGCAGGAGAGUAAAACGAAGCCAAUCGUAACAACGACGAAUCUGGUGGCCGAUCGACCGUUUCAGCGAAGUGCAGCAAGUAUUCACAACGAAACCGAUCCGCUUGGUCGUGUUCGACGAGAACUUUCGGAAGUGCUGACAAAAUUAGGUGAAAAACCGUCCGAAGCAGAGAGUGUGGACGUGUUCCUUGAAGACGCAUCCAGAGUGUUAUGUAAACGAUGGAAAGCUCGCGAUAAAACAUCCGAAAUUGCCUUUCAGGGUAUGACGAUAAUAUUGGAGUUUUGUUUAUCAUUCACGAUGCAGCACGAUGCACCAUUCGAAUGUUUCGUUUCGUUGCUCGGUUAUAAUUCAGUUGCGUUUUGGCGUUUAGCAAUACCACUGAUCUACGACUCAGAUCUGUCAUCUGGCACACAUUUCCGUGAUGCUCUUCUCUUUUCGUUGGCUUUGUACGAUAUCAAUAAUGGCAAAAAUCGUUUAAGAGAACUGUAUGCAGCUGUACCGGGUGUUCGACAAAGUAUGUUGGGUAUACAUGCGAAGCGAUUCGGUGAAAAAUAUCGUCAUCUUCAGAUGGUGAGAAGCAGAGCGAGUUCACGUGUGUCAAGUAGACGUGGUUCAAUGGAGAACCUUUUAGACAUUUCGGGAGGAGAGGAUUUAUCUGGUGGUGGUGGUGGGCUAAGUCAAGGACAAGGAGGCGCAGAGAAUGAAGAAGCAGUUGGGGAUGGCUUAACAGAUGCUUUGGCUGCUGGUGGACUCACUGAUACUACGCAUCACAAGCAACGGGUAAUAAAUGUCUCGAACGCACCACCAGUUUCGCUGACUCGUAAAGGAAGUGGUUGCUGGGAGAUCAAGCAAGGCAGUGGUGGUCUAGUGGCGUGUGUUGAUCCGGUGAUGAGUGUUGAUAAAGAGAAUAUAUGGCUGGCGAAUCUGGGUGUGAACGUUCAGAAUACUCUGGCUGAUGGUGUCUCUGAUUCUGAACAAGACUUGGUACCACCGUCAACAAAUUCACUCGGUCUUCCAUUGAUACGUCAAGCGAAGGCCGGUGAAAUAUUUCACGUGCUCGAAAAAGAUGAUCCAAAAGCGGUGAAUUUGACGGAAAACGAACGGGACGUAGAAAGAGAUAUGUCAUUGCUGUCAGUGUUACAUGAUUACAAUCGGACGAAUUAUCAACUGAAUCCGGUGAUCGUCAAUCAAGAGGAUUACAACACUUACUAUGGUGGCAUUAGCAACGGUCUUCUAUGGCCAGCUUUGCACAAUCUUUCCGAAUAUAUCGUCAAGGAUUAUGAUGAUCCAGCGAUACUGCGUGAACAUUGGUGCGCGUAUGUUCGUGUGAAUUAUCAGUUCGGUAUAAAUGCCGUACGAAACAGUCGUCCGCAGGAUUUUAUUUGGAUUCACGAUUAUCAUCUCAUUCUUACAGGACAAAUGAUGCGAAGUCUUGAUUGUAAUCUUGAGGUUGGUUUCUUCUUGCAUAUACCAUUUCAACCACCAGAUAAUUGGAUGACGAAAUAUCGUAUUGUUGCUGAGCCGGUUAUGCGUGCACUACUUCGUUUCACCAAGGUUGGUUUUCAAACGCAUCGUGAUCGUGCGAAAUACGUGGAAUUGAUUAAGAAGCACAUUUCGCGUGUACGAAUCCAGUAUGAAAGCACUGUGGAUAUUUUUAUGAUCACCCACGAGGGUUUCACUUGUUCUUUGGGCGUUUUUCCGGUUUCAAUCAAAAACGAAGAUUUCCUAUCUAUCGUACGCAAUCCUGAAACGACCAUUCUUGCGCAGGAUAUUCGUAAAAAUCUUUUAUCGGCUGGCUCAGAAGAAGGAUGCAUCUUUUUCUCAGUGGAACGUUUCGACUAUACGAAAGGUAUCAUGGAGAAGCUCGAGGCAUGGCAACGAUAUCUGGAAAAGCAUCCCGAGCGAGUGGGAUUGGACGUGCUAUUUCAAGUGGCUGUCACAAAUCGACGUUCUGUUGAAUCGUACCGUCUCUAUCAGGACACGUGUAUCAGUAAGGCUGAUCAAAUCAACAAACAUUUCAAAGCUGCCAAAUAUCCGAACUGGCGUCCCAUUAAGUUCGAAACUGAAGGUUUACCACGUCCAAAAUUGAUAGCGCAUUAUUUGGCGAUGGACGUUGGUGUGGUAACGCCGAAGAAGGACGGCAUGAAUUUAGUGGCGAAAGAGAUGGUAAUUUGCAAUCCGAGUGCUGCUUUGAUACUGUCAACUGGAGCUGGUACUGAGGUGCAGUUGGACGAUGCGGGCUUCUAUGGAGAAGAUCAACAGUGUUAUUUUAGGGUGACUGAAAUUGGUGAUGUUGAGGAAUUUGCUGAUGCAUUCUAUAAAGCAGCAACGGAAACGUUGGACGUACGUCAAGAGCACGGCAAACGUCUAAAUCAGUUUUUGAUAGUACACGAUAUAGACGAGUGGAGUACGGCUUUCCUGGAUCCAUCGUGGACUCAUGAAGUUAUUCGACCAACUGAGCUGAAACUUCUGGCCGAUUUUUAUCAUUUAAUGGAUAAGACGUGUCAAGUGAGACGACAGAUAGCAGAACGUGUUCUCAAAGGUUUCGCAAUACGACCGCAUUUCGGUGUGUCACUCGAAAAUGCUAAGUCUUCGCUAGAAAAUUCAUGCCUGACGGGAACGCAUAAACUGGUACUAGAAACGGAUUCUGGCGCAGAUGAUUCAGACGAAGGUGCUGAUGGGCAUCUAUCGGCAAAAUUCGAUAUUUCAAAUGAAAUCGAAGAGCUGGAAAAAGAUUUGGAAUUUUUGAAAUUCAUUCAGAGCGAUGAGAUCAAUAAUGUGGAGCAGUUUGUUGCGACUUUGGGCAGAUUCCAUCCGUCAGGUCCGGAUGCAUUUCAAGAGGAAGUCGAAAAAGCGUUCGGAUUACUCUCAGAAGGUGAUCAUUUCGAUUAUUUGUUCACUGAUCGUGAUGGUACACUCAAAUCAUAUUCGUGCUCAUAUCCGGCCAGUAUUCAACCGGCAUAUUCGGCCGUUAUUCAGGCGCAAUUCGCACGUCGUUGUGCACAGUUUUGUGCGAUUGUCACGACGUCACCGCUGAUGCAUAUUGGUAUUCUGAAUGUGAGCACGAUGCCUGAGGGUUAUUAUGCGUAUGCGGCAUCAGGAGGUCGUGAAUGGUACAUGAAUCCCGCGAUGCAGUUCAAAGAUGACACUAUAAAUGAAGAGGAUCUUGCCUUGUUGAACAGCGUCUUUGAAAGGAUGGAAGAAUUGUUGGAACAACAGGAAUAUCGAAAUUUCACGUGGAUAGGAUCAGGUCUACAAAAGCACUUUGGUCAUAUAACGAUUGCUCGCCAAGAUGUAAAUCAUUCUGUACCCAGACAUCGAUCUGCUUUACUUUAUAAAGCCGUAAGUAAAAUCGUUAAUGAAGUUGAUCCAACCGGUUCAACAUUGACCCUUCGUGAGAGCGAUUAUGAUUUAAAGAUAUACACCAAAGCGAAAUUAUCGGGACGUAUUUUCAAUAAAGGACAUGGAAUACGUUUGAUAGAGCGUAAAAUGGGUCUGAAAAUGAAUCAAGAAGGACGAAUUUUGGUAUGUGGUGAUUCAGAGACGGAUUUGCCGAUGCUUGAGGAGUGCUUGGCAUGCUCACCGAAGAAUGUGUUCACGAUUUGGGUGACUGCUAAUCCGCAAUUGCAAAAGAAAGUUCGAGACGCUUGUGCCGCAUAUGGCAAUGAUCACUUUGUGUUUGUUUCAUGUCCUGAGGUUUUGUUGGGCGCAAUGGCCAACGCGACGGUACGUGAACUAACAAUUCGACCACAGUAUGCAGAUGGAGAAGACGAAUGA
Molecule: messenger RNA, 3939 nt
Organism: Anisakis simplex (herring worm)
Lineage: Eukaryota; Metazoa; Nematoda; Chromadorea; Rhabditida; Anisakidae
Source: the annotation of a GenBank genome assembly